AAUAUCUUCAAGUCUUCUACCCGUACGCCGUAUUUUCCAUGCAGUCCUGAGUCCAGCUGCGAGGAUGUUGUGAUGGUGUGUCUGUGUUUAUGUUUGUAAAUAGGGGAUUGAAGUGUGGAAGAUAUGGAGUCAGAUAUCUUUAGGAGUGCAGUGACAAGCGUGUUAAAUAACUGGACUGCAUUGCAGCUUGCCGUUGAGCAUGGAAUGGGGACACGUGAAACCGCACAAAGUUUGGUGGACUAUGUAAUAGAAACCUUUGUUGCCAACGAUGAUAUCAGUUGUGAAGAAAUGGCUGAUGUGCUAUCAGAAGUCAUGGAUUCAUUAUUUCAAACAGUGUGUGAGGAUAACUCACCUGAUGAGGUUGGUGCUCUACUCUGGAGGUUCUAUCAACAUCACAGAGUAGGAGAGACUGACAAGAUAAAGGAAAUGCUGAGUAAAUUACCACCUUGUCAACUUUGGCUGUGUAAACAAUUAGACACUUCCGCUCCUGUUAAGAUGCGAAACCUGCAACCUCUACCAGAAACUAUGGAUGCUGAGGAAAGUGAAUGGACAGAAGUGAAAUCAAGAAGAUCUAAGAGAACAUUGAACAGUGCUGCAGAUGAAAUUGAUCACAGUGCUUCACAUGUGGGGGAUGUGAUUGGUGUUUCGGGAGAUCAGGAAGAGAUGUGUACAUAAAAAUAAAUAAAUAAAUAAAAAAAAAUUGUGGUUCUGUUUCUCUCUAAGUUAUAAAGAAAUCAUAUUUCCUACCUAAAGGCAUAUUCGCUUAAAAAUGCUAAGUAUUAGUUAUUUUUCCUUUUAAAAUCUUGCAACCAUAUUCAGCAGAUACAAACCUAUACUCGCAGCACUGUAAUGCCUGUAGUUUCACUGAACAGUGAAAUACACUUAAAAAAUACUGACCAAAAUCUUUGAUGUAAAACUUAUUAUUUUUACAACAUAGUGCUCUCAAUUGAUGUAUUUUUCACUUAGGCUAAAAGAAAUGACAAAAUUAUUUUGGCUUCAUGUGAUUAAAAAAGUCACUUAAACUGGUAUAUGUUAUUGUUUUAGUUAAAUUUACCAAUCUGAGUGCAUUCAUGUGGUUCUCAAUUGUUCAUGAUUUUACUGGACAGGGAAUAACAUGACUGUGAGAUGAAAAACUGCAAUGUAAAUUUGAAGUUACCAAGAAAAAAUUUCAUGCUAUUUGGCGGACUGUACAUUGCUUUGAACAUUUCCACAUAUGGACAAUGCAGGACUUAGACUUCUAAACAGAAAGUGCUGCCAUCUCGUUGAGAUUUUUGUGCUAUGGUGAUUCACUUUCCAAUUUUUUACUAUAUCCCACAGAUGGUAUACCCACAAUAUUGUGGUAGAAUCAUUAUGGAGUUUGCAAGGAAGAGGUAGGAGCUAAGUUUAAGCUCAUAAG
Schistocerca cancellata (South American locust) is the source of this 1396-nucleotide messenger RNA. RefSeq lists its product as uncharacterized. Gene Ontology annotation, cellular component: nucleus. The record is from RefSeq and is a predicted model, not a curated record. The transcript has 4 exons. Lineage: Eukaryota; Metazoa; Arthropoda; Insecta; Orthoptera; Acrididae. Gene Ontology annotation, biological process: maturation of SSU-rRNA from tricistronic rRNA transcript (SSU-rRNA, 5.8S rRNA, LSU-rRNA). The coding region runs from base 124 to 675 and encodes 183 amino acids.